Messenger RNA from Betta splendens (Siamese fighting fish), 6255 nucleotides. RefSeq names its product extended synaptotagmin-like protein 1b (gene esyt1b). NCBI's taxonomy places the organism in Eukaryota, Metazoa, Chordata, Actinopteri, Anabantiformes, Osphronemidae. The record is from RefSeq and is a predicted model, not a curated record. Gene Ontology annotation, biological process: lipid transport. Gene Ontology annotation, molecular function: lipid binding. Bases 199 to 5697 code for a protein of 1832 amino acids. The transcript is spliced from 52 exons.
GACGACCGUGCAUUUUUUCCUCUGGUGGGCGGGUUUAUUGCAGAUAACUGGACUCGCUGAGGAGCAAAACUGGCUGAUCGCUGCUGCUUCUGUUCAUCCGUGUAAAAGUUUCUCUUUAGCGGCACCUAAAAUGCGACACGGGCGAACGGCGAACUGAGCACAAGCAGCGCGCGGCGAUCCUACUUAGAGCAUACAACCAUGCAAAACGACAAACCCGAGUCGCGCGAACCCAAGGUCGCCGAGGGUCCGAGCGCAGGCGACGGCGAGAAGAAAGCGCUGAGCGCCGUGGAGACCGACGCGGCCAAACCCAAAGGCAUCAGCGCCGUCGCCGUGCUCUGGACGUUCGGCAAAUGCCUGAGCGCCCUGCUGCCCAUCUACCUGGCCGGGUACUACCGGGUCAGCACCAGCCUGCUGGUGUGCGGGAUGAUGGUCUACACUGGAUGGAAGCACGCACGAGAGGCGAAGGAGGCGCGCCUGAAGUCGGCCAUAGAGCUGCUGGACGACGAGCAGGAGCACACGUCCACGAGGACGUCCAGGAUCAAGAGGGACCUCCCUGCGUGGGUGAACUUUCCGGACGUGGAGAAAGUGGAGUGGCUGAACAAGGUGCUGCAGCAGGUGUGGCCCUUCGUGGGCCAGUAUCUGGAGAAGCUGCUGGUGGAGACCAUCGCUCCGUCCAUUCGGUCCUCCAGCUCCCACCUUCAGACCCUCAGCUUCACAAAGGUGGACAUGGGAGACAAGGCCAUGAAGGUCGUGGGCAUCAAGGCCCACACAGAGAAUGACAAGGGACAAGUCCUGCUGGAUCUGUACAUCAGUUAUGUCGGAAAUGUGGAGAUCAACGUUGAGGUGAAACGAUACUUCUGCAAAGCCGGAGUCAAAGGAAUCCAGCUCCAUGGGAUGAUGCGUGUGAUUCUGGAGCCUCUGAUUGGAGAUGUGCCCAUCGUGGGCGCGGUCACCAUGUUUUUCAUCCAGAGGCCGAAACUGGACAUCAAUUGGACCGGGCUGACUAAUUUGUUGGACGUCCCUGGACUGAAUGUCAUGUCAGACAGCAUGAUCAUGGACGCCAUCGCCUCCUUCCUGGUGUUGCCGAACCGUCUCGUGGUUCCUCUGGUUCCCGGGCUGCACGUGGCCCAGCUGCGCUGUCCCUUACCCAGGGGCGUGGUUCGCAUCCACCUGGUGGAGGCCCAGAAUCUCGCUUCUAAAGACAACUACGUGAAAGGGGUGAUGGCCGGCCUGUCCGACCCCUACGCCAUCCUGAGAGUGGGCCCUCAGACCUUCACCUCCAAGCACAUCGACAACACGGACUCCCCCAAGUGGGGAGAAAUGUACGAGGUUGUAGUCCAUGAGGUGCCUGGUCAGGAGUUGGAGGUGGAGGUAUAUGACAAAGACACAGACAAGGAUGAUUUCCUGGGCAGAACCAAGCUGGAUCUGGGCAUCGUGAAGAAAUCCAUAUUAGUGGAUGAUUGGUUCACUCUGAAAGACACGGAGUCGGGCCGGGUUCAUUUCAGGCUGGAGUGGUUGGCUCUGCUGUCUGGCACCGAUCAGCUAGAGCAGGUCCUAAAGAGGAACGAGAGCGUGACUGGCAAGAAUGCCGGUGCCCCGUCCUCCGCCAUCUUGGUGGUGUAUCUGGACAAGGCCGAGGCGCUGCCUCUGAAGAAAGGAAAUAAGGAGCCCAAUCCCAUGGUGCAGUUGUCUGUGAAGGACGUCACGAAAGACAGCAAGAUUUGUUACACAACCGUUAAUCCAGAGUGGUCAGAAGCGUUCACCUUCUUCAUCCACGACCCUCGCAAUCAGAACAUAAACAUCCAGGUGAAGGACGGCGACCGCGUGCAGUCGCUGGGCAGCGUCACCAUCCCUCUGUCCCGCCUGCUGUCCAGUUCCCACCUUUCCCUGGACCAGUGGUUUCAGCUGGACCAGUCCGGAUCUGCCAGUCGCAUCUAUAUCAACGCGGUCCUCCGGGUCCUGUGGCUGGAUAAGGAGCACAUUCAGUCUGACGUGUCCUCUAACCUGGCAGCCGGCCCGUCCAAGCAGCUGCCCCAGCAGUCCUCCCCCGAUCCAAGCUUCGCCACAGAGGGGAUGCUUCGAAUUCACUUGUUGGCAGGCCAGAAUCUCGUUCCAAAGGACAACCUGAUGGGAGGCAUGGUCAAAGGCAAGAGUGACCCCUAUGUUAAGAUCAACAUCGGGGGAGAAACGUUCACAAGUCACGUCAUAAAAGGCAAUCUGAACCCCACGUGGAAUGAGAUGUAUGAGGUGAUUCUAACCCAGCUGCCUGGACAGGAGCUGCAUGUGGAGGUGUUCGAUAAAGACAUGGACAUGAAGGAUGACUUCAUGGGCAGGCUGAAGAUCAAUUUGAAGGACAUCAUUGACUCCCAGUACACUGAUCAGUGGUACUCUCUCACUGAUGUCAAGACUGGUCGAGUUCACCUGGUCCUGGAAUGGGUUCCUACGGCCUCGGAAGCCGACAGACUGGACCAGGUUCUUCAGUUUUAUUCCAAGCAGUCGUACCAGAACAAGACAGUGCCCUCAGCAGCCCUGCUCUUUGUGUUCAUCGAGCAGGCCGACGGUUUACCGGUGAAGAAGAGUGGGAAAGAUCCAAAAGUGGGAGCAGAGAUUACUCUGGGAGAAAACUCCCGCAAAACCACAGUGUGUGAUCGCACCACAACACCUCAGUGGAAUGAAGCGUUCUGCUUCACGGUUCGAGAUCCGAGAGAUGACAUGCUUAUAGUUAAGCUCUCCCACAGCUGGACCCUGCCAAUCGGUUCCCUGGUGGUUCCUAUCAGAGAGCUGCUGUCCGAGCCCGGGCUGGUCCUGGACCAGUGGUUCCAUUUGGACGGAGCCUCACCCGAGAGUCAGGUUCUUCUCAGGACUGAACUUAAGAUGCUGGUUCCUAGCAAAUGUCCAGGAGCCACAGAAAAAGCGAAGCCCGUUCCAGCAUCAGACCCGGCUCCAGUUAAGCGAAAGCAGGAGACUGACACUACUGUGAGGUCGAGUUCGGUGGACACCCCCGCAGUGGAGACAAUCGGCUCAUCAGUGGCCGUGAAGGAAGAUGUUGACGUAAAGAAAACAGCAGGUGUGAAAACCGUGAUUGAGGAAAAGGGAGAAGAGUCCCCGAGCCCGGCCCCACCAGAACCCAGCCACACCUCUCCAGACCUCAGCUUUGCCAGUGAGGGCCUGCUGAGAAUCGUCCUGUUGGAGGCCCAGAGUCUCAUCGCCAAAGACAACAUGAUGGGCGGCAUGGUGAAGGGCAAGAGCGACCCCUACGCCAAGAUCAGCGUCGGGGAGGCCACGCUUAAAAGCAGUGUGAUCAAGGAGAAUCUGAACCCAGUCUGGAAUGAGAUGUAUGAGGUGGUGCUGAGGCCUCAGUCGGGGCAGGAGGUGCAGGUAGAGCUGUAUGACAAAGACAUGGACAAAGACGACUUCCUGGGCAGAUUCAAAGCCAGCGUUGCAGACAUCAUCCGUUCUCAGUACACAGACCAGUGGUUCGCCCUGGAUGACGUGAAGUCUGGACGCGUUCGCCUAAUACUGGAGUGGGUUCCCACAGUGUCCCGCAACGACUCCCUGGACCAGGUCAUGCGGCUGCAGACACUCCAGACCUACCAGAACAAGGCCAGGCCCUCUGCAGCUCUGCUCUUUGUCUACGUGGACAGAGCUCACUCUUUGCCUUUUAAAAAGAGUGGAAAGGAGCCCAAAGCUGGUGCUGAGCUUGUAUUUGGUAAAACAGCCUAUAAAACCAAGGUGUGUGAAAGCUCCAGAUCCCCUCAGUGGAAUGAGGCCUUCUACUUCUUGGUUCAGGAUCCUCAUGAGGAGAUGCUCACCAUAAAGCUGUCCAGUGCAUGGGACCAGCCCAUGGGAUCCCUGGUGCUUCCAGUGAGAGAGCUGCUCCGCGAGCCACAGCUGGUCCUGGACCACUGGCUUCAUCUGGACGGAGCUUUACCUGAGAGCCAGAUCCUACUGAGGGCUGAACUGAAAAUCCUUAACUCCAGGAUGACUGAAGUUCCAAAGCCUUCAGUACCCGCUCUGAAGGAGGCCACCGCCACCGAGCCGACGCUCCGAGUCAGUGAGAAGGAGAAAAGCUCACAGCUGCAGGACACAUCUGUGUCCGUGUCCACUCAACCUAAACAGCCUGAACCAGCACACACGCAUCCUGCCGCACAUCUGGAAAAGGCCCCAGCUGCAGAACCACCUGUCACUCACACUGCACCUAAAACCACUCCUGCUGCUGUGGUGGAAAAGAAGGAGCUUCCCACAAAGCCGGAGGCAGCAGUUAAAGAAGACGUUAAACCACAACCGAAAAACCCAGAGAGUGCUGCUCUGGACAACCUGGCUCAGGCGACUGUGACUGCUCUGCCCGCUAAGACCCCAGGACCAGCAGAAGAACCCCCUAAAGCUGGGGAAGUCCUUCCACCUCACACCAGCCCGGACCCGGGCUUUGGAAAGGAGGGGCUGCUGAGGAUUCACCUGCUGGAGGCCCGGGAGCUGGUUGCCAAGGACAACCUGAUGGGGGGCAUGGUGAAAGGCAAGAGUGACCCCUAUGUUAAGAUCUACAUCGGAGGCACUACGUUUAAGAGUCACGUUAUCAAAGAGAAUCUCAACCCAACAUGGAAUGAAAUGUAUGAGCUGGUUUUGGGGGGACAGAGUGUCCAGGAGAUCAAGUUUGAAGCAUUUGAUAAGGAUCUUGAUUCUGACGACUUCCUUGGCAGAUUCAGUAUUAAGUUCAGUGAGGUCGUCAGAUCACAGUACUCAGAUCAGUGGUACUCUCUGAACGAUGUCAAGACAGGACGGGUCCACCUGAUCCUGGAGUGGGUUCCUACUGUGGCCAGUGCUGUCAGACUUGAACAGGUGCUGCAGCUCCAGUCUCUUCAGGCCUUUCAGAACAAAGCGGUCCCAUCUGCUGCUCUGCUCUUUGUUCAUAUGGACAGAGCACAUUCAUUACCUUUGAAGAAAAGUGGAAAGGAGCCCAAAGCUGGAGCUGAGCUCACUCUGGCUGAGACAACACACAAAACCAAAGUGUGCGACCGCAGCAACAACCCUCAGUGGAACGAGUCUUUCUACUUCCUGGUUCGUGACCCUAAACAUCAGAUGCUGGUUAUAAAGCUGUCGAGCAGCUGGGACGAGCCGGUGGGAUCUCUGGUGCUUCCUGUCAGGGAGCUGCUGGCUGAGCCGCAGCUGGUCAAGGAUCAGUGGUUCCGUCUGGAUGGAGCCGGUGCCCAGAGUCAGAUCCUGCUGAGGGCUGAGCUCAAGGUUCUGAAUACCAGGAUGGUCGACCUGAUCGGUGCAGGAAGUCUGCCCUGCUCUGCCGCUGCCUGCUCUGGUAACGGGCAGGUGAAGCUGUCUCUGUCAUAUGCUCCACAGCAGAAACGGCUCACUGUCACCGUCCACAGCUGCAGGGGUCUGUUGCCUCAAAGUAAGGAUGGCGUCGACAGCUACGUCUCCCUCCUGCUGCUGCCCGACAAAAGCAAAGCCACCAAGAAGAAGACAGCGGUGAAGAAGAAGGAGCACAACCCAGAGUUCAACGAGAGAUUUGAGUAUGAUCUGUCUAUGGAGGACGUGAGGUUCCGAUUCCUCAGCGUUUCAGUGAAGAAUAACUCGGCUUCGUUCAGGGGCCGCGAUGUGAUUGGACAGGUGCAGAUCGAGUUGGGUCAGGUUGACCUGACGUCAGGUGUCACAGAAUGGUUCACUCUGAAGGAUGAAGCUGAGUAGUCGCUCUGCUCGCUGAUGUCAUCGGACAGUGAUGAUGAUGUCAUUAAUCUGCUGCAACUCACACUGAUGCCUUCUCCUUCCGCUCACACAGUGUCACUGGCCUUACUGUACCUGCACCCAGCAGCUUUGUGUGUUCACAUAUACAGCACUGUUCUCACAUACACAAGUAGUCUGACCAAAGAUAUGUACGCUGAAGGAGCUGAGUUGUAAGACAGGGUGAAAAACUUUGUUUUAAAUUUAAAAAGGUUAUUCAGUAUAUGAAGAAAUAAAAGUUUAAAAACUGAGAGGCGGAAGUGAAGGAUGGGAAAAAGGUGAGAGGUCGUUAUAAGUAAUUCGCUAAAGCCUUAUCAGUAUUUUUCAUAUGUUGACAAUAUUACAUGUUGUCAUUUUAUGUUUCACAGCAUUUUUCAUAUCGCUCUUGAAUACUUUGUUUUCAUUUGACAUGUAUUUGUUACACCGUUGCCAUCAUUGUUUGAGUUUGUGUAUAUUUGGAAAUGAUGCAAAUCAGAUGGGUCAAGGAAGUAUGGUAACGAAAAUAAACUGAUUUUACACAUCUCA